AUGACAUUUUUUCUCAGAAGAAGUAUUUUCAGCAGAAAUGUAUACCAUUUUGUCAACUCAGCAUUGACGGUUCCCACAUCCCUCACAGUAGGGCACAGGUCGCUUUACGUGGGUGAACGGGCCUCGCUAAACAAAACAUUCAGUGCCAGAGACGUCGCACUUUUUGCUGAGCUGACGGGGGACACAAAUCCUCUCCACCUCGACCCCGAAUAUGCCAAAACAACCUCUUUCGAGACCCCCAUUGUUCACGGAGUGCUGAUUAAUGGUCUGAUCUCAGCAAUUCUGGGGACCAAGUUGCCUGGCAAAGGCUGCGUGUUUCUCUACCAGGAAAUACGCUUUCCGGCACCCCUCUACAUCGGAGAGGAGGUUGUGGCAGAAGCGGAGGUCAAAAAGAUCAAAAUGUCCUUUGCUUUUAUUUCUGUGUCCUGCGCUGUCAAAGACAAAGUGGUCAUGGAGGGAGAGGUCAUGGUCAUGAUGCCGCAAGACGCACAACAAUCAUGAGGAAUUUCAGUGAAUGCUGCCGUUCAGUCUUUUAUGUGCUUCCAGGAAUUAAAUGCUUAUUUUUGUUCUUCUGAAAUGUAACGCUCAUUUAGAGCUUAAAUAUUCCUUGUUUUUUGUUCUCUGAGAAGCUGAAUAAAAAUGGUGUGAGAAAAUAAACAGCUUUUUGACUUCGUUG
Molecule: messenger RNA, 676 nt
Organism: Onychostoma macrolepis
Lineage: Eukaryota; Metazoa; Chordata; Actinopteri; Cypriniformes; Cyprinidae
Product: hydroxyacyl-thioester dehydratase type 2, mitochondrial-like
Exons: 1
Coding region: 1-501 (166 amino acids)
Source: RefSeq, a predicted model, not a curated record